This is a messenger RNA of Armigeres subalbatus, 1071 nucleotides long. RefSeq lists its product as uncharacterized. The record is from RefSeq and is a predicted model, not a curated record. Gene Ontology annotation, molecular function: nucleic acid binding. The coding region runs from base 1 to 1071 and encodes 356 amino acids. Gene Ontology annotation, biological process: DNA integration. The transcript has a single exon. Lineage: Eukaryota; Metazoa; Arthropoda; Insecta; Diptera; Culicidae.
AUGGAUGUAGAAACGGAGCGUUUCGUUAAAAGCUGUAAGGAGUGUACCUUGGUUUCGUCUUUCGUGGCCCCUGAACCGUUGGUGAGGACACAGAUACCGAAUAGACCUUGGGUUGACAUUGCGGUGGACUUUAUGGGUCCGCUGCCAUCUGGCCAUAAUCUUUUGGUUAUUAUCGAUUACUUCAGCAGAUUCGUCGAGGUUGUCAUAAUGAAGGAGAUAUCAGCCAGGAAUACGAUUCAAGCUCUGCACGAAACAUUCUGCAGAUACGGCAUUCCGCAAUCUAUUAAGACAGAUAAUGGCCCACAAUUUAUAAGUGAGUCACUCCAAAGCUUCUGUACUGAAUUCGGGAUCGAGUUACGUAAAACUACUCCAUAUUGGCCUCAGGCCAACGGAGAGGUCGAGCGAGCAAAUAGAUCUCUGAAGAAAAGACUACAGAUUAGCCAAGAAUCAACUACAGUUGAUUGGAAGUGGGAUCUACGCAUGUAUCUGCUUAUGUACAAUUCUACUCCACACUCUACCACGGGAGUAGCACCUUCAGCACUGAUGUUCGGUAGAGUGCUUCGGGAUAAACUCCCAGCGUUCCCAGUAGAAGUAGCAAGAAAGUCUAUCGAAGAAAUACAGGAUACAGACCGAGAGAAGAAGCAGAAAGGUGCGGAGUAUGCCGACAGAAUACGUAAUGCCACACCUAAUUUACUGAAGGAAGGAGAUACUGUUGUUGCGAAAAGGAUGACGAGGGACAACAAGCUGUCAACGAAUUUCAGUCCGGAAGAAAUGGUCAUACUCAAACGCAAUGGAGCAGAUGCAACUAUCCAAUCAAAGGAAACCGGCAAAAUAUUCCAUCGGAAUGUUUCGCAUCUAAAGCCACUGAUACCAAGAAAGGAAGUCAUCGUGGAUCACAUGGUCGGUGAAGGAAGUGAUACAUUGAGUCCCUGUUCCGAACUAGCAAAGCAGCUCAACAAACCCACCGACAAUGCAAAUGCAGAUUUUGGACCCUCAUCGCGUUCUAGACGUGCGCAGAAGAAACCUAUGUAUCUCAAUGAUUACCAACUGGGUAUAGUUCAGGACUACUGA